Rana temporaria (common frog) is the source of this 3250-nucleotide messenger RNA. It is a transcript of the gene ADAM19, whose product is annotated as ADAM metallopeptidase domain 19. The transcript has 22 exons. Gene Ontology annotation, molecular function: metalloendopeptidase activity. Gene Ontology annotation, biological process: membrane protein ectodomain proteolysis. Lineage: Eukaryota; Metazoa; Chordata; Amphibia; Anura; Ranidae. The record is from RefSeq and is a predicted model, not a curated record. Bases 104 to 2653 code for a protein of 849 amino acids.
AGCGGAGCAGCCCGGCUGUGUAUGCAGAGCUCGGCUCGGCAGGACAUGCUCUGUGGAUGACAGCCGGGCUGCAUGUGGACGGGGGUAGCCGGGGAUCCCGCGGAUGGAAGGAGCUGCGGGGCUCGGGGGGAUCCGAGUCUGGAUAUGGAUGGGGAUGACGCUGAUUCUGCUGACAUCUGAACCUCCCACUCUGACAGCCGCCAGUAAGCAUUCCAAUCAUCUUGAAAAGAUCUUCUUACAUUCUGAAGUGACUGAACCACGCUGGUUGACAUCCCAAAGCAUUGAAAAUAACAACCCGAAGCACCCAGCACAUGUAGAAGUAAUUCUUAAAGCAGAAGGAAGAGAGCUGAUACUAUCUCUACAAAGAAACGAACAACUCAUCCACAUGAAUUACACAGAGACCCAUUACAGCCCCGGUGACAUUCCUAUCAUUCAGAAACCCAAUAUGACGGACCACUGCUAUUACCACGGAGUUGUUCAGGGGCAGAAGGAAUCCAGUGUAGCAGUCAGCACCUGCCCAGGAAUCAGGGGACUAAUAACUGUAAGCAAUAAUCUAAGUUAUGUAGUGGAACCGCUACCAGGAGACAGCCAUAGACAUCUCAUUUACAGAGCAGAACAUCUGUCCCUUCCAGGAGGGAAAUGUGGACAUUCGAAAAGUAAGAAGCAGAAUUUCUCCAGCUUCAACCAACCUCAUCACAGGGUGAAGAGAGAAGAAACAGAGGGGGAAAGAUGUGUUGAGCUCUACCUAGUGGCUGACUAUGCUGAGUUUCAGAAACAUGACUCAGACUUGGAGCAGACCCAGAGGAAGAUGCUGGAAGUUACCAAUUAUAUAGAUAAGUUUUACAGAGCACUAAAGAUUCGAAUUGCAUUGAUUGGGUUGGAGAUCUGGACUGCUGGAGAUAAGUGCAAUGUUACAGAAAACCCAUAUAUGACCUUACGUGCCUUCCUGUCCUACAGAAGAAAGAUCCUACAGCAGACGCCACACGACAAUGCACAGCUCAUAACCGGGCGAUCUUUUCACGGUACAACCAUUGGGCUGGCCCCACUUCAGGCAAUGUGCUCUUCCUAUCAGUCUGGAGGUGUAAAUAUGGAUCAUUCGGACAAUGCAAUUGGAGUUGCAGCUACAAUGGCCCAUGAAAUGGGACACAAUUUUGGCAUGAACCACGAUGCUGCAGGCUGUUGUACAGCCAAACCUGAAGAUGGAGGCUGCAUCAUGGCAGCUGCUACUGGACACCCUUUCCCCAAAGUGUUCAAUGAGUGUAAUAAGCGAGAGUUGGAACGCUUUCUGCGCUCUGGAGGGGGAAUGUGCCUCAGCAAUACCCCAGACACAAAGACCCUUUAUGGAGGAGCACGUUGUGGGAAUGGCUUCUUAGAAGAGGGGGAGCAAUGUGACUGUGGGGAUGUAGAGCAAUGUGACAAUCCAUGCUGCAACGCUACAACCUGUACCCUGCUGCCAGGGGCAGUGUGUGCCCAUGGGACCUGCUGUCAUCAGUGCAGACUCAGGCCACCUGGGUUCCCGUGUCGGAAGACUUCCAGAGCCUGUGACCUGCCAGAGUUUUGUACCGGACAUUCUCCUGUGUGUCCUUCCAACUCCUUCCAGCUGGAUGGAACGUCCUGCCAAGAUGGAGACGCUUUCUGCUACAACGGGAGGUGCCUGACCCACAAACAACAGUGUCGGCAGCUCUGGGGAACCGGCGCAAGCAUUGCCCCGGAUGUGUGUUUUGAAAAGAUUAAUACAGCUGGUGACCAGUAUGGCAACUGUGGACGAGACCUAAAUGGUGAAUAUCGAAAGUGUGAAUUUGGGCAUUUUAAGUGUGGGAAGAUCCAGUGCCUAAGCUCUUCCUCCAGACCCAUAGAAAACAACGCUGUGGCCAUAGACACCACCAUCACGGUACAAGGGAGACGUGUGCUCUGCAGGGGGACCCAUGUUUACAGAAUCACUGAUGAAGAAGAUAUGAUGGAUCCCGGACUGGUCCUUUCUGGAACUAAAUGUGGAGAAAACCAGAUUUGCUUUGAGGGACAGUGCCGAAAUACCUCCUUCCUUCAAGUGGAUGAGUGUACAAAGAAGUGCAAUGGAAAAGGGGUUUGCAAUAAUAACCAGAACUGUCACUGUGCUCCUGGGUGGAAGCCUCCGCAUUGUAACCAGACAGGAAAUGGUGGCAGCGUAGACAGUGGACCGGUACCUACUGAGGGUUUACAGUCUGUGGUGCUUUGGGUAUUUCUCUCCAUAUUAUUGCUAGCUGGAAUAGCGGUCAUUGCACCCGUAUACCUUUAUAGACGCAGGUGUCUGAGUAGAUUCCACAAACCAGAAACUAGUCCUGCAGCUGGCUACCUGCACACAAGUGACAGCAGUGAUAAAUGCAAAAUCGAUGCUACCUCCAGACACAGACAACAGACAUCAAUGGGCUCAAAAAGCCCAGUCAGUUUACAGUCCAACCACAGGACAUCAGAUCAAAGGCCUUCAUCCAGUCAUCAUCCUCAAAGCAGACAGCUGGAAGGUGAAGCAACAAAAACUGCAUCUCCAGUAAGAAUGCCUCCACCGUGCAGGCCAGCACCACCUCCUCCACCUCAACAACCUCCAAAGGUAUUGCAACCUCCCAAAAGAGUGCCACCUCCCCUUCCUCCAAGUAGGACACGGCAAACUGCCAAGUGACACCUUAGGGCUGAUUCCAUAUCGGGAAUUAAACAGGAGAACUCACGUGUCUUGAAUGGAAAGUCUGGACAGAUGUGUAACAUCAGACAUCAAUAAAUAAUGAAGAAUUUCCAUCCAAGAUUUGGACCAUCGCCUACACAUACUGAAGGCAGCUACGCUGGUCUUGUGUCAGUGAUGUUAAUAUUGCACUAAAUGGUUGUGCUUAGGUAAUGUGCACUGAACAAACUAUAGACUAGUCAGUGCUGUGAAAAUGGCAGGUCAGGAGAUCAAGGUGGAUUGUUUAGGUAAAUGAAUGUCAAUUCUGUUUACAGCCGUUUUAGAUAGGAAACGAUAAUAUUCUUAAUACGGCAUAAUACAGGCAACCUAGCAGAGCCAUAAGCUGUCAGCAGUUAAAGGGUCAGUCCAGGUAAAACACAUAUUUCAGGUUUGAGUGGAUGCUGGAAAAUUAAAUCACUUAACAGUUCCUUACAUCUCUGGGAUUAAAACUGAACUUAAGGCAGCUAUAAAACAAAGCAUUGAAUGCUGUUAUGUAUUUAUUAAAACAAUUAUUACAUGUAUUUUCAACAACCAGUAUAAAUACCCCAAUUUUACUUCAAA